GUGAGUAACUUUCUCUCUCUCUCGCCAUCAAACUGCACAGGAAUAUUUCCCCAAGCACGCUGUCCACAAACACUUGAUCAUCGAUGUCACGUAAGUGCAAAAACCCAGUCUAACUUCCUCCAGUUGAUCACAUCUCCAGUAUACAGCAAAUCGGAAUGUGUAUAAAGUGUGCACCCCAUUGGCCUGACAUAGCCUGGGGUCUCGAUUAGAUUAACACAAUGAACAGAAAGAAUAUACGAGCUACGAUUAUUAUAAAUGACUUGAUGUUUCACUUGCCCUGAAGCUAAUGCUUGUUUAAACUCUCAGGACCUCGUGCCAGGUCUGUGUGAGAUGCUAAGCAAGCAGGAGAAACUCGGCAAUAGCUGGCAAGCUGCUGAGUGCAAUGCUGCCUGCAAACUGGAGAGUUACAUCACACCAACAAACCUUCAGGAAAAGACCUAGCCAGUAGUGGCAACUCCACACUAGAUGAAGCAUACACUAGGAAUGAAGGUGUCAUUGAUGGUUCUCAACCUUGACAGAAAGGGCAGUUGUACGAUUCUGUAGGUGGAGAUGUUGCCACAGUCUGUAGAUCCCACUCAGAGUUUAGAUCCCACAAGGGCAGUUUGGAGAUUUGUAUUUCAUUUGUUUUGUGUUUGGGAUGAAGGGAGUGGACUUGGUCAGUCAACCUGACCAUCAGUUUCAAUUGAAACAUUCUGAAGAAGAUGCAUAUUAGGGGGAAGAAGCAGUUUAAGGUUUUCUGCCUCAUUUCCUUUGUGCUUGUGAUAACAUUGGCCGUACUGCAGAGAAGCAGCUACACCAAGCAGACGUCCCGAAACAUCUCGCGGAGGUUCACUUCCCCAGAGAGAAGAUCAGUUGUCAAGUUUCUGAGUUUUCUCACUCCCACGGGAAACUUCUGGAGACCCCAAAAACCCGAGACAACUGCCACAGCAACAAUAACAGCAGCAACAAGAGAAACCAAACAUUGGGAUGUGACAGAUGCCAAUUGUACUCCUUCUAACUUCACACGCACUGGGUGGUUGAGUGGCUUGGAACCAAAUUUUGAACAGUUCCUACGAUAUAGACACUGUAGGUAUUUCCCAAUAAUUCUCAAUCAUCCUGAGAAAUGCAGUGGUCAUAUCUACCUUUUGAUCAUUGUUAAAUCCAUCAUAACGCAGUAUGACCGCAGAGAGGUGAUCAGGAAAACAUGGGGCAGACAAAUGCAGUCAGACGGGAAGCAAAUUAAAACAUUGUUUCUUUUGGGGAUUUCAUCCACGGAACACGAAGGGUCCCACCAUCAAAAGCUCUUGGAAUAUGAGAAUAUUAUUUACGGUGAUAUUCUCCAGUGGGAUUUCAUGGACACUUUCUUCAAUCUCACCUUAAAAGAGGUCAACUUUCUCAGGUGGUUUUCGACAUACUGUGAGAAUGUUGAGUAUAUUUUUAAAGGAGAUGAUGAUGUGUUUGUGAGCACAGAGAAUAUUCUUGAGUUUCUUAAUGCAUCUAACUUUCAGAAUCUUUUUGUGGGUGAUGUAUUGUACAAGGCCAAACCAAUUAGAAAGAAGGAAAAUAAGUAUUACAUACCGGAAGGCUUAUACAAUAAAACUUACUAUCCCCCUUACGUAGGGGGCGGUGGGUUCGUGAUGUCCGGAUCAUUGGCACAACAAUUAUACGUGGUGUCAGAAGGCUUGGAGCUGUAUCCUAUAGAUGAUGUGUUCUUGGGGAUGUGCCUCGAGCUGUUGGGAAUUACUCCUAUUAAUCAUUGUGGCUUUAAGACAUUUGGACUUGUAAAAAACAAAAGCAGUAAAAUGAAUAAAGAGCCUUGUUUUUAUCAAAGCAUGUUGGUGGUGCAUAAACUGCUUCCAGCAGAGCUUCUGGAAAUGUGGAAAUUAGUUCACAGUAGCAUUAAUUGUUCCAAGAAAAUGCAAAUAUUAUAGACAUGUUACAAUCCAUGAUACAGUUGUGUAAUUUGUAAUGUAAAAGAAGAUUCUGUAUUAAAUACAUAAUAAUCUAUU
Amblyraja radiata (thorny skate) is the source of this 1988-nucleotide messenger RNA. It is a transcript of the gene b3gnt7, whose product is annotated as UDP-GlcNAc:betaGal beta-1,3-N-acetylglucosaminyltransferase 7. Gene Ontology annotation, molecular function: UDP-glycosyltransferase activity; hexosyltransferase activity. The transcript is spliced from 2 exons. The record is from RefSeq and is a predicted model, not a curated record. Gene Ontology annotation, cellular component: Golgi membrane. Bases 702 to 1910 code for a protein of 402 amino acids. Gene Ontology annotation, biological process: poly-N-acetyllactosamine biosynthetic process; protein O-linked glycosylation. NCBI's taxonomy places the organism in Eukaryota, Metazoa, Chordata, Chondrichthyes, Rajiformes, Rajidae.